UUAUUUCCAGACUCAAUCAUAAGCUUGUCUUCAAAAACGUUGCUUUAAAACUCUUGACACAACUAAAAUUCCCGAACACACACCUCUGCGAUGCUGUUGAUGGUUUCGGGAAACACACUGACUCGUUGAGCUGAUAUCAAAAGAACUUGCUAACGAUGCUUUCGGGAAACAUCGACUGCAGAAUAGGUUUACGUAUUAUAUCUAGCUCUAUAAAAAGACCCUACAAAGCGUUUCUCCGCCCAAAUCAUCCUCAUACUCUCAAAAACAUUCAUAGGUUGUGACACAAACUAUUAAAUCUAAUUAUCAAACUAGUCAAAUCAAUUCUCAGACUGCUGGCAUUUGAAGACAGAUUUGGCUACAUUUACUGAUCGACACUGCAGACAUAGUUCCUGCUCUAAAUCAUGGAGGCAGCAGAUACUUUAUGUGAAUCGCUCUUCUGCUGGCUGGAGAACCGAGAGGAAUGUGCAGAAGAGCUGGAGAAACUGGAGCAAGAGCCGGAAGAUGUUCCUCAGCGCAGCAACAUCACUCAGGGGUUUAGAGCCUCAAUAUCUGCAGCAUUUGCCUCUGUCUGCCCCACUUCCACAUUGGUAAAGGCAGGUGUCUCCAGCAGUAUCUUUAAUAAAGCUAAAGAAUUAAUGAAAGAAGAUGAGAAGGUUGGGACGAGCAUUCAGGAGCAACUGCGGGAUCUGAAGGACGAGUGUGGAGGAGCGCCGAAUGCUGAUGAGCUGGACUGUGAGGUCACCACUCGACUCAUGUGGGCUCUGGCCAGGAGGAGUAAUACUCCCGUACCUCUAGACUUCCUCAGAGGAUUCAACAAGGCCACGUUCUUUCGUCACUUAGCACCAGGUGGACUGGAUCCAGCCGAGGCCUCAGACUUUAUUUGCCAAGCUCUGGGACUCGAUCGUUCCCCUGAGAUCACGAGUAGCCUGAAGAUGUCGGCCAAAGAAAUGAUGGAGAACAUUGGACGCAUUGGCACUAAAGCUGCUAAAGAAGGAUCAAGGGGUGCGACUGGUUUGGGAAUCUCUCUGUGCGACCUGAUUGUGAAGAGUGAAGCACUAGUAAAGGGCAAUCGGGUCCCGGGUGCCGGGGAAAUAUUGGACGGCCAACGAAAGCUAAAGGAACAGCUGGGUGCAAUGCAGGAAAUCAUCCAGAAAUUGUUCAGACUGAAGAAUCUCGUCAAGGAGUUGGGGGAAUAUUCUCUCUGCAUGACUCAAAACGAAUGGAAUAUAAUGAACUAUAUCAGGGGAACAUGUACGGACGACAGAGUUGUCUCCUGGCUUCAGGGAUCAUCUAAUCAGACUGAAUUUGUGAAUCUUCUAAGAUUUUGCCUGGAGAGGUUGAGUUUCAAACUUCCAGAUUUAGAAUUGCUUGAUAAAACAGAUUUAGACAUUGUGAUUGUAGGUCAUGGCGGUAUUCUCGACCAGUUUAUGCCAGCGGGAGGACUGGUGCCCACACCUAACAUCACAGACACCGUUCUCUACUCUCCGUGGAACUGCCCUAUUGACUCCAAAGCUGCAUAUGCAAUCGCUCAGGGUUUCAUUCAAGCGACAGACAGAGUGUUUCGCCACAUGGCUUAUUAUGAGCCGAACCCUUUGCCAGAUCACUGGAACAGCAUGCGAAGAUCUCCCAGCGACAUCCCAGUGAUCCUUCUAUCCCCGCUGACCCCUGAAGAAGACGCAUGGGCCCUUUUUCAACAGUUUUGGGUGAAUAAUGACAUGGACUCAGAAGACCGUGUUAUUCUUCCAUAUCUUCUCCCACAAGAUCAGGAAAAUGCCUUCGGAGAGAUCCCCCUCUUCAUGUUCAUAUUAGCGUUAUCAUAUAUACUCAGCUGUCAUGGUAAAGCAGCUACUGUGCACCUGGCUGCUUGUUUGUGCAAUGAUGAAAGUCCAUUAAUGGAAGAAGAGUGGGUAAAACAGUACGCCUACACAAGUGAUGGAGCCUAUAUGACUGUGAGCAUGGAUGACAGGAACAUGAACAAUAUGUUAUUCAUGGCCUUAAGAUCAUUGUUUGACAGAAAGCGUAGAUAAAUCCUCUGAACGGCCUCUGGGUCGGUCCUGAUGUGUAGUGAACACAGAGCGACCCGGAGCAGGUUAUUUAU
Molecule: messenger RNA, 2098 nt
Organism: Pimephales promelas (fathead minnow)
Lineage: Eukaryota; Metazoa; Chordata; Actinopteri; Cypriniformes; Leuciscidae
Source: RefSeq, a predicted model, not a curated record